GUAGGCUGUUACAGACAUAACAUGUGGAGGACAACUUGAAAGAAACGGAGAGGUUGCACCCGGCACUGGAUUAAAGUGUUAACAUCCACCUUUAGGACGCUUGCUGAACACUCACGUUCAGGAUGACUAUUUUCUCCUGAACAAGACUGUUAAGGUCUGGCAAGACCUUGCACCCAACCCCUCUAAACCCUGUGCCUCUGCUUGCGGUACAAUAAGGAACAGGUGUGGGCAAAACUGUGGUUAUGAAGGAAGCAGGUAUGGUAAUGGAGGGUAGGGCAGUCACGUGGGCUGUACGUCACAGUGGAAGUCAGAAGUCACGUGGUUGACGUCACAGAGGUCAGGGGAGUCACGUGGGCUGUACGUCACAGCGGAAGGCGGAAGUCACGUGGUUGACGUCACAGAGGUCAGGGGAGUCACAUGGGCUGUGCGUCACAGCGGAAGGCGGAAGUCACGUGGUUGACGUCACAGAGGGCAGGGAGUCACAUGGGCUGUAGGUAGCGGAAAGAGCGCGAGGGCAGGGGAGCAUCGCCUUGCGCGGAAGUGGCCUACUCAGCCGACCCUUUGGGGAAUGAAGGGAUGGACCGAAGUCAGAAGGCCCACAGGCCUUCUGAUUUCGCCACCAGACGUGUCCUGCCCGUUUUCGCGGCCUCGCAGAGCACCCGUGUCAGCCGGGAGAGCAUGUCAUCCUCUUUGGCUCGCAGUGCCCUGGACCGAAGCAGGGUCGAGUGGGCCCAGAGAAAGAGCAAAGACCAGGACCAUGAGGGCUUCGGGUACCGGCUGCUGAACAUGAUGAGAAAAACUCUCAUAGAGACUGAGAAUAAAGAGCUGACUGCAACACCUGAGAAAUCAACUUUGGUUCCAUUUGGGGAUGUGGUUGGCUGCCUGGCUGUUCAUAUAAAGAAUUGCAGACAUUUUUUGCCUUUGAUCUGUUUAAAGUAUCACUCAAAUUUAUACAUUCGCAUUUCUGUAAAUAACCUUGUAAAAUAUACAAAAAGUUUCAGCUUGCUCUUUGGAAACACUGAAAAGAACAUUGUAAUUAAAUUUGAUGAAAUGAAGUUCUUUUCCAUACAGGUUCCCAGACAUCAAGAUGACAAGUGGAAUAAUAUUUCCUUGGAACUAGUACAAUAUAACGAGACAGAAAAUUAUCUGCUUCUCUUAGGAAGUGCUACAGUACACCUUUAUGAAGUAAUUCAGAAAAUGUGUUUUACUGAAGAAUUACAAAUGUUGAAUGAAAACACAUGUGUCUGCAGGUUGGAUGUGGAGUUUAUGUUUGCAUAUGGAUCCUUUGGCUAUGGAUUUUCACAUCAGGUUAGUUCUCUUUUAAAAAAAUUACUCUCUUUUAGCUUUUCAGCCACAUCAUUCUAUUUUGAGCUGUUUUUUACAAUUUGGCAACAAGGCAGCAGAGGAAAGGGUCUGUAUCAGUGGGCAACCCGACCUACCGUGAAGCAGAGCCUUCGUAACCUAAUUUUAAAACCUCUUCAAAGAAAUAUUGAGCCUACUAUGUUUCUGAAUGUUGCAUCACAUUCAAAAACUAAAGAUCUCCCAAUAGAUGUUAUUGCACCACAGCCUGUUAGUGUUGGGAAUUCAUCUCUUGGACAACACUCCAGCCAGCCACCUCAGAUGCAAUUUGUAAAACCCAGGGAAAGGUUGGAAAAAAUGAAAAAAGAAUAUAGAAAUCUGAGUACUUGGAAAGAAAAAGUUGAUUAUUUACAAAGUGUACUUAGCCCAGAAUUGGAACAUAAAAAUUCCGAGGAAACUAAUAUAAACAAGAUACCAGAAAGUCCAAACAGUAACCAAUAUGAAAAGAAGCCUGAAGAGAUUGUAAGAUUAUAUUUCCCAGUCAGAGGCAGUAAAGCUGAAACUACACCAGUUGAGUUUCUGGAAAGUGAUAAGAAAGAGCCAACUAUACCCAUUGUGAAACUUCAGGACCCUGAUGAUUUAAUUGAUGUUGCUCCGAGAACUGAUGAAUCAACACCUCCACCCACAGAUAUUCCACUGUCCAUUAUUCCCACCCUGACAGUGACAGAAGCAGAGGAAGCACCAUGUAUAGAUGAACAGCAAUCAAAAGCUGUGCCAGAGGACAAAUUGAAAAACACACUGUUGCCACCAGUAGUAAGACUGAGAAAUACACAUGCAGGCAUUUUAAAAAGAGAAUCGUCUUCAUCAAAGGUAAAGUUGACAAAUAUGCAUGUAAAUCCAGAGGAAGUAAGGAGGGUUACAGGUGCAUCUCCAGCUGAAAUUAGGUGGCAAAGCAACUAUUUAAACUUAGCUGAGAGAAAAAGUACAAGCUUUCUUUCCCCAGAUUUAAAAUCAAAAGGUAGCUUUAGAAGAUAAAAUUCCAAAAGAUGACUUUGAAUUAAAAGAUAUUAGCAAAUGAAAUUCAAAUAAAUUGAAAAUACAUUUUAAUGUCUUUCACUAGAAAUAUUUCUAAAUGUAUUAAAUAUUCCUACCCCAUUUAUACUGAUCAAUAAAGGAAAAAAUCUCUGAAGAAAUAAUUUGAUAUGCCAGUUAUAGAAACUAAUAUCCUGGAAGUAUGAAAAUUUGAGCUAAAGUAUAACAAUAACAAAAAGUAAAUUGUAAGGCAUUUUAAAAGCCUGGAAAGUUAUUUUAGUGGAAAUUUUUAAUAAAAGUGUGAUGCGAAAUAACAUAGAUCCUUCCUGUUACAGAUAAUUUUGUAGUUUAAAAUGAGACUGAUUUCAAUGUAAAUUUAAAGGCACACAAAAAUGAAGUUUCUGUCAAAAUGAUAGUUAUUUAGACCUUUACAUCUAUCUGAAUCAUUAUUAGAAAUGAUUUUUUAAAAAAAGAGCAGAGUAAAAGGGUGUACAGGUCAAAGAGUAUUAAGAUUCUACCUUGAAAUACUUCAAUUAGCUCAGGAACGGAAAUCUGUCUUUAUCCUAUCGAUGAUACAUUAGACUAGGUGUUUUCUAAAUUCCCUUUCAAACUUCAAAAGAUACAAUGUUGCUAAAUGUCGCUAGCUGAGCAACUGUUCCUUUUACUGAAUGUGAAAACAAUGCACAGUCAGAAAAUUUAGAAAACUGUGAGAAGCAUAAAGGAGAAUGUAAAUAAAAGCGGUUAUA
Molecule: messenger RNA, 3077 nt
Organism: Cavia porcellus (domestic guinea pig)
Lineage: Eukaryota; Metazoa; Chordata; Mammalia; Rodentia; Caviidae
Product: C2 calcium dependent domain containing 6
Exons: 14
Coding region: 577-2334 (585 amino acids)
Source: RefSeq, a predicted model, not a curated record